UAGAGAGGAGGAAAAGGAGAAAACAACAACAAGCCUGUUGGGACAGUGACCACACCGAGGUGACUGGUCUAGACUAAUAAUCCACAAAUCAAUCCAGGAUAACUAUUCUCUGUCGUCCCGAGGCCGAGAUGUCUUUGUUUGGGAAGUUGUUUGGUAGCAGUGGAAAAGGAGGUAAAUCUCCAAACCCCCAAGAGGCGAUUCAGCGACUGCGAGAAACUGAAGAAAUGUUGACCAAGAAGCAAGAAUUCCUGGAGAAGAAGAUCGACCAGGAGCUUGUGACUGCCAAGAGAAACGGCACGAAGAACAAAAGAGCUGCAUUGCAGGCACUAAAGCGUAAGAAGCGCUACGAGAAGCAGUUAACUCAGAUUGAUGGCACCCUUUCUACCAUCGAGUUCCAACGGGAGGCGCUAGAGAACGCUCACACCAACACUGAGAUCAUCAAGAAUAUGGGCUUCGCUGCCAAGGCCAUGAAAGCUGCCCAUGACAACAUGGACAUUGACAAAGUGGACGAACUUAUGCAGGACAUUACAGAACAGCAGGAGAUUUCUAGAGAAAUUACAGAUGCAAUCUCAAAGCCUGUUGUGUUUGGGGAGGAAUUUGAUGAGGAUGAGCUGUUAGCUGAACUUGAGGAGCUGGAGCAGGAAGAGUUGGAUAAAAACCUACUGAAGAUCACAGACAAUGUACCACUGCCAAACGUGCCCUCUACAUCCUUACCUGCCAGACCAGCAAAGAAGAAAGAAGAGGAUGAGGAUGACAUGAAAGAUCUAGAGGCGUGGGCUGCCAAUUAAUGCUCCCCGAAACCCAUACACACUAUACAAGGCAAGAUACCUGUUACUAAAGGACCUGGAAGGACUCUUCAGUAUGUUACAGUAUGAUGUCUUUGUGUCUAAAAUAGGUUAAUAUAUAAACACACACGCAAGACGAAAAUGAAAACAUAAAUGCAGCUGCUCAAAAAAGCUUAUAAAUCUCCGCCAAGCUUACUGUCAACACACUCAUCUAAGCAAGUUUGAGCUUUUGCCUCAUUUCUCCUCAUCUCUGGACUGUCCAGACAUGAAAAAGGCUUGUUGUAGAUCAGUGUUCGUGUGUUCGGCACUCCAUUGCCUGUAUAAGUAGUCAUAUAUUUUCAAACUUCCAUCACAAGGAAUCCUCCGCUUGGUCCAAGAAACCAGAAACCCUUUGCACGCAGGGGAAAGUGUCUGUAACGAUCUGUCAUGUUUUUUGGAGAGAACAUGUGGUAGCUUAUAUAUUACGAAUUCAUUUGUUCACAAGUUUGAUUCCGUGCAGCAUUUCAAGCAUUUCAAGCAUUUCAGUGCAGGUGCUUCCCACGUACAAUAUCCGUAGUGCCCACGGGACGUCCUAGAUCAGCACUUAGGCUUUGAGUACAAAACUUGUUCCCCUUUUCAGGACUGAGGUGGGCAUGAAGAUUUGAGUGCUGCUGCAGCUGUAAGGCUUUUACUGUACAUUGCUUCACUCUUCAAUGGCAUGUCGGUUUACAGUCUCCUGACAGCAUGGGAUUCCUAUAUGGAAUAGGUCUCUUCACUCAAGAAACAUGUGCUGUAUUUGAGAUAUUACAGAAAUACUGGCUCAUGAUUCUAAGAUAUCUUUACACUAGAAGUGGUUUCUUAAACUGAGUGUUGUAUUAGGGGGAAAAACGACAAGGUUUGUUGUAGAUUACCCACUGUUGUCUUAUUUUUGAGGUGCGAAUGCAUUCAGAAAGAUUUGUACGAUGACAGACUGCACAUAUACCAUUCAUAUCGUGCUUUAUUUUACAGAGUGCACUAUUAUGAGGCUCUGGUUUUAUUCAUUUUCCUCUCCUGAGAGUCUAUAAAACAUUUGAGUAUUGAAUAUUGAGAUGUUAGAGAAACACUUAACACUAAACACAUAACUAUGUUUAUUUAUCAGGCUCGGAACAUUUCAUUCACAUUGUUUAUUGUUUGUUUGUCUUUUUGACAUUUAUUUACGUUGUCCUUCUCUGCCUUUCAACCUUACACCUACAUUAAAGUUCUGCCAAAUUAA
Molecule: messenger RNA, 2016 nt
Organism: Carassius auratus (goldfish)
Lineage: Eukaryota; Metazoa; Chordata; Actinopteri; Cypriniformes; Cyprinidae
Product: charged multivesicular body protein 4b-like
Exons: 5
Coding region: 129-788 (219 amino acids)
Biological process (GO): vesicle budding from membrane; late endosome to vacuole transport via multivesicular body sorting pathway
Cellular component (GO): cytoplasmic side of plasma membrane; ESCRT III complex; multivesicular body
Source: RefSeq, a predicted model, not a curated record